UGCCUCACUGAUUCACUUAAACCUUAAUUGCUCGGACCUCGCAGUCUCUCCCUCUCCCUCGCUUCCACUCACUCACAGACACACCUGAGAUGAGCUCCCUCUGAGAAUCAGCUGCCCUGGUUGGCCCCUCCUUCAUCGGACAGGACCAACACAUUAAAUGGGUUAAGUCUGCCACCGGGAGCAGGAGGAGAAUCUUUCCGUUCAAUCCGCUGCAUGGAUGAUCUCAGCUCCGAGCUCUCUCUCUUCUGAUUCAACAGUGUAGUCUGAAUUUUAAUCGUGAUUCGUUGUAUUUGUAGAAGAAGAAGGACCACCAGCAGCAGCAGCAACAACAGGAGGAGCAGGAGAAGGAGAAGGAGCAGCGCAUCUCAGACACAGACCCGUGGGCGGCUGCGGGUGCAUCCGUCUGGGCAACAAACUGCCUUAUCCCAACAACCCCACAUCAACAUAUGGCGUGGAGAAGUGGGGUUUAAAAAAAAAAUAGAAUCAGAUUAAUUCAUUCUGGUGUGGGAAAAAUUUCCCACCAGCAUUUUCACCUAACCAGUUGAUAUUUUCUAAACAAGUAUCUGAAACAAGUGGGGGUGCACAUGACACACCGGCAAAUUCCCGAAGCCAGGUCCAGCACUAAGACUGAAUGAGUCCAUCUUGGGCUGUGGGACGGUCUCCUUCAGAGGACAGGACGGAUGCAAACGGACUAAACACAUCUCGGCAGUUGAAACCAGCCUCAGCCUCUCUGCCACCGGUGCACCAACGGAACGGGAAGGGACUCUGACUCCGGGGGACCAGUUUCUUUGGCAGGGAAAAGAUGCCAUUCCACCAUGUGCGGGCAGGCCUGCUCUACCCGGACAACUACCUGAGCAGCUCCCUGACUGAGGGCAGCGAAGCCUUCCAGCUCACCAGCCUCUCCACUGAGGAGCUGGGAGAAAUCCGUGAGGCAUUUCGAGUUUUGGACCGAGAUGGGAAUGGCUUCAUCUCCAAGCAGGAGCUGGGCAUGGCCAUGCGCUCCCUGGGUUACAUGCCCAGUGAAGUGGAGCUGGCCAUCAUUAUGCAGAGACUGGACAUGGAUGGGGACGGCCAGGUGGACUUUGAGGAGUUCAUGACGAUACUGGGGCCUAAACUGCUGUCGUCCGACAACAGAGAAGGAUUCCUGGGCAACACCAUCGACAACAUCUUCUGGCAGUUUGACAUGCAGCAGCUGUCUCUGGAUGAGCUCAAGCAGGUGCUGUUUCACGCCUUCCGGGACCACCUGACGAUGAAGGACAUAGAGAACAUCAUCAUCACUGAGGAGGAAAGCCUCAACGAAACCUCAGGGAACUGCCCUGAGUACGAAGGAGUUCAUCCCAAGAAGAAGAAUCGUCAGACGUGUGUCAGGAAAAGCCUAAUCUGCGCCUUCGCGAUGGCUUUUAUCAUCAGUGUCAUGCUUAUUGCAGCCAAUCAGAUGCUGCGGAAUGGCAUGGAGUGAAACCAGUUGCACUGUGAGCAUGGGGAGUGGGACAGAAACAGCCAUGACCUCACAUUUUCUCUUUGUGGCCAAAGCUGGACCAGCCACAACCCGAGCACUUCUUAAAACAAUCGGUUGAGCUAUUUCUGUUUGUUUUCAUGUGAAUUAUUCUUAGAAAAUGACGAAUGAAAUGUGGAGAGGUUAACUUGUUUUGCAAUGAAGAUGUCACCAGGUAAAGCCACUUGAAUUUUAAUUGCAAAACAGUUCUGGUUUUCUAUAAAUUGUGACACUAAACAGGAAUUACUUUGCUGUUUUUAAGACCAAAACCACCCUUUAAACUUGAUGUUGUAAUUACAAGAAAUGCUUAUAAGUCAAAAGACAAACAAUGAAUAUAUCAAACAAAUGCAUAUUUACCCAAGAAAAUGUGCAGGGAAUGUGAGCUUUACUGGCCACAGGACUUAAAUGCAUACAAGUUUUCUCACAUCUCAUGUAGCCAUGUAUGAACUUCAUAUUUAGCGGGAAGCAUUUGCAUCCUCAGCUCAGUUUGCUAUCUGUGCUGCUGUGUCAAAUCUUUAUGUGUACCUAGUGGAAGCACAACUCAAAUCUCAGAGAGGGACCACUUGAUUUUGCAUCACAUCUGAGUAAUGAUUGACUGAUCAUAUGAAAUUUUUGUGGUGUAGAAAAGACAGUGUAUAUAGAUAAAUUGCAGAGGCUUCCAGAGAUGUGAAACAAUAGCCCAGACUGAAUUCAGCCAUCAUCAGGUAUGUGUUUGUGAGGAAAAUGCCUCAUUUCAUAUUAAUACUGCUCAUCUGUAGAAACCCCUAAAAGGAUGCAAGUAUGUAUACUUGUUCCCCAUAGAUAUCACUGUAUAUACUGGUACUUAGCCUAUGUAAUAUAUUACUUCUCUCAACAGCAGAAAGCAUGAAAGAAGAAAAAUUAUUAAGCUUUAAUGUACACUCACUGGCCAUUUUAUUAGAUACGCCUGUUAACACAAACAGCGAUCCAGUCAAUAUUACGGCAGCAACUAAUUUCAUUUUGGUGACCUGGCAGGAUUGUUGGUGCCAGACAAGCUGGUCUGAGUACUUCAGACACUGCUGAUCUAUUGGGAAUUUCAUGCACAACCAUCUCUCAGGUUCACAGAGAAUGACCUAAAAAAAAAGUAUCCACUGAGCAGCAGGUCUGUGGACAAAAAUGCCUUUUUGACGUCAGAGGAGAAUGGGCAGACUGGUCUGAGAUCAUAGAAAGGCAAGUGUAGUUCAAAUAACCACUCGUUAAAACCAAGGUAUGGAGAAUAACUAAUCUGAACGCAUACAGGAAACUGAGGCUACAGUUUUCACAGAUUCACCAAAGUGGGACAGUAACAUAUUGAAAAAGCAUGGCCUGGUCAAAAGACUUUCAAUAUAAGUUACAAUAUUCAGAUUUCAGUAACAGAAUUUGGUGUUAAUAACAUGAAAACAUAGCUCCAUACUGCCUUUCAUUAAAAGGUUCAGGCUGCUGAUGGUGGUGGUGAUGGCUACUUCCUGCAGGAUAAUGUUUCACGUGACGAAGCUAAAAUCUUCUCAAAUUGACAAUGAGUUACUUGUACUCCAAUGGCCUUCACAGUCCUCCAGAUGUCAGUUCAACAGAGCACCUUUGAGAUUUGGUGGAAUGGGAGGUUCCCGUCAUGGAUGUACAGCAGACAAAUCUAAAUCAACCAUGUGAUGCUAUGUCAAGAUGGACCAGAAUCUCUGAGAAACGUUUUUGACUCCAUGUUGAAUCUAUGUCAUGGAGAAUCAAGGCAGUUCUGAAGCUAAAAGAAGGUUCAACCCACAACUAGCGAGGUGUACCUAAUAAAGUGGAUGGUGAGGUAAGUUCUUGGAAAAGGUUUCCCUCUAGUGGUCAAAAGGAGAACUAAUGCCUAAUCUGGGCCGUUGGACGUGUUUUGUCAUUGUUGGAAGGAUUUUGUUUCGUAUAUGUAAAGAAUAUCUUUAGCCUAAACUUUACUGCUCAGGACUGAAUGGAAGACUGUAAUAUUUUGUGAGACUCAAAGCACAGUGUAUUUUAUGUUUUAGAUCUUAAAAGCUGUGCAGUUUUACAAGGCUUACAUGGCUGAAUGGUCUGAAAAUGAAUCUUGAAACAGUUCAAAACCACACAAGAACACAUCACUGGCACAAAAGAUUAAAUUUAAGGAUGAAAUCGACCCAGUGAUACUGACAUCUGUCAUUGUUUAUCUGCUUCAGAUUACAUCUCCAAGUUAGGUUUUCAGAAGCAGAUAUAAAGAAUAGGUGGGGCUUAGAGUCCCACCUAUUCUUUAUAUCUAUGUAUAUAUGUAAUUUAGAGUCAGUUUUUUUCAUUUAACAUAAAAGUCACUAUUAUUCCUACUUAGAGCAGCAUUGCCCAAAUAAGAGUGAUGGAUAGCACUACUUUAACUUCAACACCAUGACUCUAUGCUUGUUGCAUCUGGGAACUUUUACAAAAGCCAAAUUUGUCUUUCUUGUAAGCAAAGGUGGAGUGUGGUAGCCUUCUUUCAGCCAGCUGAUGACCAGUGUGCAGCACCAGUAAAGGAACAGUGCUUCUACUCUAUGCUUCAUCCAGUGAAAAUUCUGGUCAGUCUGGAGCUUUCUCUGCCAGCUCACUAACCGCAGGAACGGUACAACAGAGAAUUUUUGCGCUUUUGAAACCAUACCUUUGAAAAAUUAUGAUAUACCCUGGUACUGGUAACCAGCCAAUGUGUAGUCAUUAAAUUCAUUUUUUAUGUGAUAAUUAUGUGAAAUUAGUGUAUAUUGUAUCGUAAAAGUCAUUUCAGCUAUAUUGUCCAGCCCUGUGAAAAUCUAGCUCUGUGUUUGUUCAUUGCUCCAUACUUUGACUUCAUAACAUUCAUGUACAGCUGAAACCAGAUAUUUACAUACACUAUGUAAAAAGACUCAUUACCACUGUUCUCACCAUCUGACAAUAAAUAUAAUAAAAAUUCACCUCUUAGGUUAUUUAGAAUUACCUAAAUCAUUUCUAUUUGUUAAAGGGCAAAAUAAAAUGACUUUUUUAUACAUUUCCUGAGUAUUUGGUAGAAUUGUGUUUUAAGCAACAAAUAUAAUGUUGGUCAUUAUGGUGAAGCACUUUGUUUAUCAGAAUUCAGGACAUGUCCACAGAAUUUAAGGUCUUUGUCCCUGUGUACAUUUGCAAACUGUAAUCUGGCUUUUUAUAUUGCUUUUGGAGUAAUUGCUUCUUCCUCUCUGAAUGGCUUUUCAGUCCAUGUCAGUAUAGGACUCGUUUUACAGUGAAUAAUGAUGUUAUCUUGCCAGCUUCAGCAAGUAUCUUCAUAAGGUCCUUUACUUUAGUUAUGUGGUUAAUAUGCACAUUUCACAGCAAAACUGUGGGAUACAGAACACAUCUCUUUCCUGCACGAUAUGACAGCUGGACAUUCCUAUGCUGUUUAUUCUUGCAAAUUAUCAUUUAAAAAGACAAACAUUGUAUAUUCAAACAUCUGGCAAUUACACCAAGGAUAAACCUGACUUGCAGAUUUUCCUUUUCUGAUAUCUUGCUUGAUAUUUUUAAUUUUUUUAUGAUGUCACACAAGUAGGCAAUUUGUUUGAGGUGUUGUGUUAAAAUAUAUUCACAGUUGUGCCUCCAAUUAACUCAGAUGUUGUGAGUUAAUCAGAGGCUUACAAAACCAUGAAAUUAUCAUCUGAGCUUCUCCAAAUUCCGCAAAGGCAUAGUAAUAUUAAUGUAUGUAAAUUUCUGGAUGAAAAAACUAGCAUUUUUCGGGCAUUGAAACAGAUGUCUAGUCUCAUUAAAUGUCACACAGUGAGAAAAACUCAUUUGAAUCUGUUUAUUUAGUGUAUGUAAAUAUCUGGCUUCACCUCUAUGUGGAUUCUCAUUCUCCAACUACGCGGUGCUCUCUUUCAAACAACGUUGGACUGGAGACUGAUUGUUCCCUUUGGACAAAUCUUUAACUUUCUGGGUUUUUUGGUCUGUUGCCCAUGUGGAUAAAAACUAAGGCAGAACUUUUAAUCAAACUGGUGUGUAUCCAUGUCAGUUUACGGUACAACUUUGGGAAAACAAAAAAAAAUGCAAGAAGCCAGUAUCACACCUAAAUUGUAUAAUACUGUAAAUCACUGUGCAUGUUGUUGUUAUGUCGUUAAAGAAAGGGAAUCCAGUUACACUAUCUUGUUGGUUUAAAAGUAAUUAUGUAUGUAUUACUGUCACAUAUUUGACUUUCCUAUUUAUACUGUUAUAGCCAUUUUUAUAGUUUCUACCAGCUAUUAAUCAAAUCAGAGAGUAGAAGAGGGCAUUUUCAUAAAUAUGCAAAUACAAGGUCACACCAACAUAAUCUACAUUUUGCAUUAUCUCUAGAAGAGUCUGUCGGUCUCACUGUGGAUGGUUCUGUACACUGAACCCAACAUGUUCUGUACUUUAAUCACGUCAGAGUUUAAUACAAUGUCCACAUCCUCUCACAGUCCUCUACAAACCUCUGUAUAAUGCAUUCUACGCUUAUCCUUGUAUGUCAAUUUGUCGUUAAAAUUCCCAGCACACUGACAUUUGACCAAUGAACCUAAUGUUUUCCUUUGUCUGUCAGCACUAUGGACUGUUUGAAACCAGCAUUACUCACUUUAUCCCAACAGUUUCUCUAAAAACAAUGUUUCAUUUUAAUAUCAUUGCAUGACUAUGUAAGAAAAAACCUUCUAAGGUUCACAUUAUUGUACCAGUGCUUCUGUAACAGGACAAGGACCUGUUUGGUUUUCAUGUUUUUGAAAUUUGUUUUUACCAAAACAUGUUUUUACUAGUUGUAUAUUGUACAGAGAUAAAACUAAACACAGAUAUGUAAUAAAACCUCAGCAUGCUGCUUAGAAAAGGAGAAAGAAAACAGCAAUAGUUGUGAAGGGAUAUAUAAAAUGCAAAGUUUAAUCUGAUUAAUCUAAAAAUAUAUCUAUAUAUGUUUAUGCAAUAAAACCUUGUUUUGAUAGAAACUGA
This is a messenger RNA of Girardinichthys multiradiatus, 6385 nucleotides long. RefSeq names its product calneuron 2 (gene caln2). Gene Ontology annotation, molecular function: calcium ion binding. The coding region runs from base 803 to 1459 and encodes 218 amino acids. The transcript is spliced from 6 exons. NCBI's taxonomy places the organism in Eukaryota, Metazoa, Chordata, Actinopteri, Cyprinodontiformes, Goodeidae. The record is from RefSeq and is a predicted model, not a curated record.